UAAAUACAACACAAACUGAUUGAUAAAUACAGUAAACAAAUCAAUGUUUUGAUUGAAAAAGUUGUCAAUUGUUUUAAUUAAAUCAAUACUUGAAUUGAAUGUCCGUCGGUUUUAAGACCUUUGCGGCCACUGUCCGGGCCGUCAACGGCGCCAAUAAUAGCAAAAAGUUUGUGUCCAAUCGAUCUGCGAUUGUUUUGACGGAAGCGGCGGUCAAACGGAUCAAGAGGUUGAUUGAAGGCAAAGACGGUGUCAUUGGACUCCGCAUUGGUGUCAAACAAAGAGGUUGUAAUGGUUUAAGUUAUUCUCUCGAUUAUGUAAAACAAAAGCAAAAGUUUGAUGAAGAGGUCAUUCAAGACGGUGUUCGGGUAUUGAUUGAUUCAAAGGCACAGUUGUCUCUAUUGGGCACUGAAAUGGAUUUCGUUGAGACAAAGCUUUCAUCUGAGUUUGUCUUCAACAACCCUAACGUGAAGGGAACGUGUGGUUGUGGCGAGUCUUUUACCAUUUAAACAAUAGUA
Molecule: messenger RNA, 515 nt
Organism: Oppia nitens
Lineage: Eukaryota; Metazoa; Arthropoda; Arachnida; Sarcoptiformes; Oppiidae
Gene: MagR
Product: iron-sulfur cluster assembly 1 homolog, mitochondrial-like
Exons: 4
Coding region: 99-506 (135 amino acids)
Biological process (GO): iron-sulfur cluster assembly
Cellular component (GO): mitochondrion; cytoplasm
Molecular function (GO): 2 iron, 2 sulfur cluster binding
Source: RefSeq, a predicted model, not a curated record